Silurus meridionalis is the source of this 1819-nucleotide messenger RNA. RefSeq names its product NOP53 ribosome biogenesis factor (gene nop53). The transcript is spliced from 12 exons. Gene Ontology annotation, cellular component: nucleolus. NCBI's taxonomy places the organism in Eukaryota, Metazoa, Chordata, Actinopteri, Siluriformes, Siluridae. Gene Ontology annotation, molecular function: 5S rRNA binding. The record is from RefSeq and is a predicted model, not a curated record. Bases 42 to 1412 code for a protein of 456 amino acids. Gene Ontology annotation, biological process: rRNA processing; ribosomal large subunit assembly.
CCCCUUCGCGCCAGCACCGCCCCCUUCCCCCCAUCGGCAACAUGGCGGCUGCGAGGAAACACAAACGCGUGGCAGCGUCUCAGCCUGGCUUUUUACCUUUAACAUCAAAUCCUGGUGAGGAUGGAAGUGCAAGCCUCAAGCGUCGAAAGCGCGUCAACAAAAACAAGAAAAAGAACUGGAACAAGUACAGCGAUAUCCAGGAUGUCGAGGAGUUUCUAGAGGACGUAAGACUCCAAGAAAGAGCCACAGGAGGUCUGAUCGCGGACAAACCGGACGAAAGUCUCUUCUUUGUGGACACUGGAGAGAAGAAAAGCACCCAAAAGUCAGAAGCCGCUAAGAAGAAUAAACGCUCAAAGCCGCUCCGGAUAGAUCUGAUCCUGCAGCCGGAUUCCCAUGUUCAGGCACCUAAAGAUAUCUUGGCAUACCAGCGUCCCAAUGCCAAGAAGCUCCGGCGCGUUGCCGGGAAGGCAGAGAGGCUGGCUGCCAUGGGUGUGCUGCCACGCCGAGAAAAGCUCCUGCUGCUCCGCAAGACGAAACAAAUGCCAGCUAAAGAGAAACCGUUAAACAGCAAGGAUCCAAGGAGAAACUUCUACGAUCUGUGGAGCGAAGGCAGCCCUGACACUGCAGACCCCUAUUUCCUGGAGCAGACCAAGAAGAAGCUGGUUAAGAGACCAGAAAAGCUGAAUGAGAAGCCCUCCACCCUUCCUGCUAUCGAAGUCAUCGCCCCAGGGGGCUCCUACAAUCCCGAUUUCCUUUCUCACCAGGCAUUGCUGCUGGAGGCUCAUGAGGCUGAGGUGAAAAAGGUGAAGGCUGAUGAGAAGCUGGAAAGACAGGUGGCAAUAAAUAAAAACGACAUCGCCACUGAGGAGAGCAGGUUUAACGAACAGGUCGAAGGUCUGAUUGAGGAAGAUGAGCGGGAAGAGACUGAGGCCCCAGGGGACGAUUCCAAAGACACGGCCUUCGGACCGAUGGCGCAGCCGGAGAAAAAAACAGAGCGACAAAGGAAGAAGGAGAAAGCAGAGAGGCUGAAGGAGCUGCGAAAAAAGGCAGCGAGAAAGAUGCUGAACAGCCGACAGCAGCUGUUCCAGCUGCGCUCCAUCGGUGCAGAUCUGAAGAUGAGGGAGCUGAGGACCAUGGGGAGACAGACAAAGCGGAAAGCAAAACAGGAGGCAGAGAAAACACUACCUCGCCGUCUGGGCAAGCUACGGUUCCAGGCUCCUGAUCUGGAAGUGCAGUUAAGCGAUGAACUGGCCGGAUCUCUCCGCACGCUAAAACCAGAGGGCAGCGUACUUAAGGAUCGCUUUAAGAGCUUACAGAAGAGGAACCUGAUCGAACCGAGAGAGAGGGCCAAGUUCAAGAGGAAACACAAGGUGAAAUAUGUAGAAAAGAGGGCUUUCAGAGAAAUCCAAUGAACCCAAAGCCCGGCUCACUUCAGUAAUCGGCGCUUCCCGAGUCACCCGGUCCUGUCGCCCAAUCCCGUCUGAUGAACCUGAAAUACAGGCUUGUCUGAUCACCAGUGUGAUUCUAAAGCUUUAGCACAAGCUGAUCAGUGCAAGCUUUCUCAUUUCUCGCCGCUUCACGGAGUCUCAACCUUGAUAUUUCUGAAGCGAAAUGUAUUCUAAAGGAAUGGUUUCAAUUUCCAAAUUGUGCUUGUUCGUCAAGCAGCAGCAAUGAAACACACACCUGACUUUUGCAGCUCGAAGCUUUUUCAGUGAAAAGCUGCCCAAUUGUUUUGGGGUUUUUUUUUUUCCUCGUUUAAACCUCGGAACCAAAAUGUUUCACGUGGAUUAAUAUGAACAAUAAAAUAUUUAAUAGUGUA